GAUUUCUUCGACGACUUCGAGUUCAACGAUCACGCCAUGCAGGCGCUGUUGGAGCAUGGCUGGCUGGCGAAACAGCUGAAGCCGCCAAGAAAGGAAGAGGAGAAGAUGAGUUGGGAGUUCUCGCAGUUUCUGGCCAAGCUGUUGGUGUCCUCCAUGUCCUCUGUCAACCUGAAGACGGCCAUCUGCCGAACGAUCAUCGCAUCUUGUUCUGGACCCAUGCACCUGGGAAGCCUUGUGCCUGGAAUCCUCUCCUCCCUGCAGCAGCGGAACAUUCACUUGAAGACCUUUGCGGCCGUCACGCUGGUCAACAUGAUGCGGCAGCAUGAGCCAGUGAAGGAUAUGGUCCUCAGCAUGGGUGCUCCUGCAUUCAUUGCGGAGAACUUGCUCAUCAAAGAUGACGACCUGAUCUACUACACGCUCAUGCUGACAACGCACCUGACGAAGUCCACGGCACAUAGGUUCGCGCUGAAGAAGUCCGGAGUCGUCAGCGAACUUUUGGAGUUGCUGCGCAUACUUCCGCCGGACGCAGGGAAGCGGAGGCUCCUCGAGGAGCUUGCCUCCACCAUUGGGCAGCUGUGCAACGACGAGGACAUUUGGGUCAGCCUGUCAGAGCAGAAGGUGGUCGAGCGCUUGCUCCAGCUGCACAUGAAUGCGCCCGAGGGGGGCAGACUCAGGGCCAGGAUCAUGUUUGCCCUCAGGCAGUUCUCUUUCGGAGGUCACCACUUGGCAGCGGCUUUUCGCGAGGAAAUCGGGCACUCCCUCCCUACCAUCAUCCAGGAACUGCAGGACAUCAUGGAGCAGGGGAAGCUGGAGAAACACGACAGCGAAGAGACGGAUUGCGUGGUGAAUUCGGUGCUGCUCCUCUACACCCUGGCAAUCUCACCCAAGCUCGUAGAGGAGAUGAGGGAGUUGGGCCUGCUUGGCAUCCUCAUCAAGCUGCGAUACUCGCCGCUGAGCUCCCUG
Molecule: messenger RNA, 963 nt
Organism: Symbiodinium pilosum
Lineage: Eukaryota; Dinophyceae; Suessiales; Symbiodiniaceae
Source: the annotation of a GenBank genome assembly